AUGAAGGGAGGGUCAUUCUGGUCAGCUCCCAAUUCUAUUCUAGGCUCUUGGAUUUGGAAAAAGCUACUAAAGCUUCGUGAGGAUGUUAAGCCUUUCAUUCGUGUGGAGAUUGGUAACGGGGAAGAUGCAUCAUUCUGGUUUGAUGCUUGGAUGCCACAAGGUAGUAUCUUACACAUUACAGGACCUACUGGUCCUCGACAAUUAGGAAUUCCUCUACAUGCGACAGUAAAGGAAGCGAUAGGCCUUCAAGGCUGGAAAUUGCGUCGUUCAAGGUCAGCCACUCUCUAUCCACUCAUACAGGCCAUACGUGCUACUCCUCUGCCCGAUGCUCCUCGUGGUAAAGAUCAGUUUCUAUGGAAAACUGAUAUGGAUGGCUUCACGGGUCAGUUCCAUUCACUUAAAACAUGGGAACAAAUUCGAGAAAGUCAUCCUCAAGUACCUUGGGGUAAUCUCAUCUGGUUUCGUCAAGGAAUUCCGCGUUGUGGUUUCAUCUCUUGGCUCGCAAUCCAGAACCGUUUGUCAACAGGGGAUCGAAUGCGCCUUUGGGGACAACAACAACAUUGUGUUUUUUGCCGUGAAAUAGAUGAAACUCGAGAUCAUUUGUUUUUCGCAUGUCCGUACUCAUUCACACUUUGA
Arabidopsis lyrata subsp. lyrata is the source of this 636-nucleotide messenger RNA. RefSeq lists its product as uncharacterized. Lineage: Eukaryota; Viridiplantae; Streptophyta; Magnoliopsida; Brassicales; Brassicaceae. The record is from RefSeq and is a predicted model, not a curated record. The coding region runs from base 1 to 636 and encodes 211 amino acids. The transcript has a single exon.